AUGGAAAGGAGUAUGAUGCCCAUCGACAAAAACCAAUUCUCAAAAACUCGCAACUACCUCGCUUAUCAACAGGCCGUUUUCAUCGCACUCAUCAACAAACAGUUCCGUGUUAUCAUACAACGACCAGUCAAAAAGGCUAUCGUCACUCACCAAUUCCUGAAUAUUAGACUACUCCAAAAAGAAAAGGACAUUAUUGAAGUUGACACCUUUGUUCAAGGGCGUUGCCAACAACGACGAAACCACGACAUAACGUCUGGCGUCUCGAUGUCUGCUGCUAAACAAAGAGUUGGCAAGAACAAAAUUAUCGAACUCAACCUGCUCCUCCUGGAUAUACUGAACAUGUUCGGUUAUACCUUUAGCACCGAAAUGAGCGAAGGGAAAAACGGGGCAAUGCGGAACGAAAUGUGCAAAACGGUUUUUUAUAACGGCAACUACCUGUUUGGCAAGGAGGAAAUUUCGGUUGUCGGCGCGAAGAUCAACAAAUAUCUUUGCGAAGCGCUCGGAAAUCGCAACGAAAUAACGGUCGACUACAACGACCCAGCACUUCAAAACUACCUCAACGAACUCAUCUACGUCAACAUCUAG
Entamoeba invadens IP1 is the source of this 585-nucleotide messenger RNA. RefSeq lists its product as hypothetical. NCBI's taxonomy places the organism in Eukaryota, Evosea, Mastigamoebida, Endamoebidae. The transcript has a single exon. Bases 1 to 585 code for a protein of 194 amino acids. The record is from RefSeq and is a predicted model, not a curated record.